Molecule: messenger RNA, 704 nt
Organism: Lycium ferocissimum
Lineage: Eukaryota; Viridiplantae; Streptophyta; Magnoliopsida; Solanales; Solanaceae
Exons: 3
Coding region: 63-452 (129 amino acids)
Biological process (GO): translation
Cellular component (GO): mitochondrial large ribosomal subunit
Molecular function (GO): structural constituent of ribosome
Source: RefSeq, a predicted model, not a curated record
UCACUCUUUCACACUUCUAACUUUCUUCUAGACUUUCAACACGCUCAAAAACACCAGCAAAAAUGGCUCUAAGUGCAACAAUCCGACGAACCGGCGGUUCGAUCGCCGGCGUGAACUCCACUAUCCGUCGAUUUGUCCACGUCACUCCCCGUCCGGCGCCACUAGAUAACGUGGUUAAUUUGCCGACGGCCACGUCACCGUCGUUAGUUUUACCUGAAAAUGACAACACUAACAGUAACAUAGGAUUCAUUGGUGGGUCCAUGGAACUUAUGGCUGUUCCUAAGAAGAAGACUUCCCCUCACAAGAGAGGCAUAAGGAAUGGACCAAAGGCUCUAAAACCCGUUCCGGUGAUCAUUCGUUGCAAGGUUUGUGGUCGAGUCAAGUUGCCACAUUUCUUCUGUUGCAGCGGGAUUAAGCAGAACCCUGGUGAAGACAACAAUUCUACCGGUUGAUCAAAUUAAAGGGAUCAUCCGACAUAUUUUCUUCAAUUUCAAAUCCCUUUCUUUGUGGUAGAAUCUUCAGUUAGAAACUAGGAAGGUUAUAUCAUGCCACAUUGUGUAACAAUAGUGUAGUCAUUGCAGCAUAUACUUAAGUCCAUGUUAAGUAGCACUAUAUCAGUUGUUUUAUCUCUAUCUUCCCUUGAAUUGGUGACAACUAAAUGUAGCCAAUUGCAGAAAAAUAAGAAUUAGAGACUAGAAAGGAUA